AUGGACAAAGGAGGGUCGUUGUUGGUGGGAUUUUGUUACGGAGUAACAACGAAUCGAGAGAACUCCAUCGAGUUCGGCGGAUUAGGAAAGAGAACGGCGAGAGUUGGAGGCAGUGCUGCACCUUACGCGCCUUGGGUCAAAGUGGAGAGUAUAUCGGAAAAAGGGGAGUUGGAACAAGGGCUGGUCCCAGAGGUAGAAAUGCCAACAAGUUCUUCGAGAAGUACUAUUUCACAUAAUCUCACUUCUACCACCACUACCCCAGAUCCACUGAAUGAAUUAUCGCAGCAGUUGUCACAAUUACUAGCCAUUAUGACGAUGCAACAAAAGGAACAAAAUGCAUUAAGGGAAGAACUGGCUAUGAUCAAGGCUGACCGACAGAACCAACAGCUACUCACCUCAAAAGGGGCAAGCUCGAUCAAAAUCGAAGAGAAAAAGCCGUGUUUGGAGCCAAAACUUACCAACAACAAACGAAUAGGAAGAACCAGAAAGAUCCUGUUCAUGUACGGUUAUCUAUGGGGUACCCCUCAAAUGCUCUUAACUCCGGCCAUAACCAACCCAAGUAUAUGGAAUUCGACGAAAUGGCUAGAGACAUACCAUAAAUUCAUUCAACACUUAAGGACGCAAUUUGGGGACAGCAACAUGGCGGGCACCGCUAUGCGGAAACUACAAGAGCUACGACAGACCGACACCGCAGCGGAAUACUUUGCAAACUUCGAAUUAUGGUCAACUCAUCUCGGAAAGGUACCCGAUGCGAUGAAAAACCGCAUCAGCCAUACAGGGCCUGAAAGAAGAACUACUGAAAGUGGUAGUGGAACCGAGGAGAAUCAACGGAUGGCUGAAACGAUGAUUGCAGCAAACCAAUGGGCGGCUAGGCGUAAAAAUGAAACAACAUGGAUCCCCCCACGAUGGAACUCGACACGAUUGGAUAGUAAUCUUUCGAACCCUGUGCAACAAAACCCGCAUUCAGGUGGUAGAGGACCACUACCAGGUGGGAAACCAGGGAUGAUGAAUCUUGGUCUACCAAAUGACCCUCCGGUCACUUGGACAGAGGACGGAGGACGCCUCAGUGAGAACGAAAUGACUUGGAGAAGGGAGAACCGACGCUGUCUCAAGUGUAGGAGCCCAGAACAUUAUGCCAAUAACUGUCCAAAUGGAGGAAACACGAGGAACAACAUUAGAGGAUCCCCAAACCCGCAUGGGUCACCAAUUCCUAGUGGAUUGAACUCAAUUCCAACUGGAUCCAAAGGGCCAUUGGUUCGAGGAAUGGCGGUGACCUUUGAAGAAGAGGGAAACGACUACCUGGCCUAG
Molecule: messenger RNA, 1308 nt
Organism: Tremella mesenterica DSM 1558
Lineage: Eukaryota; Fungi; Basidiomycota; Tremellomycetes; Tremellales; Tremellaceae
Exons: 4
Coding region: 1-1308 (435 amino acids)
Molecular function (GO): zinc ion binding; nucleic acid binding
Source: RefSeq, a predicted model, not a curated record